Postia placenta MAD-698-R-SB12 is the source of this 705-nucleotide messenger RNA. RefSeq lists its product as hypothetical. The transcript has 5 exons. The coding region runs from base 1 to 705 and encodes 234 amino acids. The record is from RefSeq and is a predicted model, not a curated record. Lineage: Eukaryota; Fungi; Basidiomycota; Agaricomycetes; Polyporales; Adustoporiaceae.
AUGGACUCUGGCAUGGCGUUCAUGGGUGACUCCGAGGCGUUCAUGGAUGUUGAACCCUCUCAGUCCUAUAACCCACAAAUACCGUCAGAACCUCGUACCUCAGUCUCUCAAGCUGGUGGCAUUGCAGAAGCAGUUCUGACCAAAAUGGACCAUUUGUAUGAAGAAAUGAGAGCACUUGUCGCUUCAGUUCCGCAGGCCCGGGACCCCUUUCGUGACCUGUUGGUCAAAGUUCAUAUUAGGAGACCGGACAGGGACGCGUGGACAUACCUAGGUCGUGGCAUUGUUUCGCAGGAAGGUGCAGGUCAACCGGGACAAUCGUACCGCAUUGUCGUGAGGUCAGCGGCAUCGAAGAAGAUUAUGACUAGUUUUGGAGAGGAUGCCGCUGUUCAAGCAGAGAAGCGAGGCAACUUCGUCGUGAUAGGCUGCGUUGAAGGCAAUCGGGUAGUCUCCUGGUCCCUCAACGCACAGAACAAUUCGGAGACACUUCGUCUUCUCGCAAGCAUUGACCUUGCUUGCUACUCGCGCAAACACCUUGUAACCGACCCCCACAACGCGCACCGCCGGCGCAUAACCCGGAUUAUCAAGGAUGACCGCAAACGACGACACAAACGCCGCAAAGAUCAGGACUCCAUGGUGGCUGCAUUUGCCCGCACAGGUCUCAGUUCUGAGGCGCCCGAACCACUGGCCGGGCCCUCAACGAUAUGA